AUUUUAAUGAAUAAAUUAAUGCAAAAUGUGAUAUCAAAUAAACCUGCAUUUUAGUUAGAAUUAUUGAAUUGAAUAGAGCUUUUUAAGAUUAUACUAUCAGGAAAAUUAACAAUGAUUAAAUUACAUAAACUAGCUAUAAAUCCAUGGAAAAAUGUCGUUUAUCCCAUGCGGACUUUUUCAUCAUUAGACAGCAAAAAAUACGAUAUCAUAGUAGUAGGAGGCGGUAUUGUAGGAUGCGCCACAGCCAGAGAACUAAAAAAAAGACAAAGGCACUUAAAAAUCGCCUUGGUUGAAAAAGAAAAAGAACUAGCGUUCCAUCAAAGCGGCCACAACAGCGGCGUCAUCCACGCAGGAAUAUACUACACGCCGGGUUCCUUGAAAGCCAAACUUUGCGUCGAAGGCCUCCGCCUGGCCUAUCGAUACUGCGACGAAAAGGGCAUCCCCUACAAAAAAGUAGGCAAACUAAUCGUCGCCACCGACCCCGAAGAAGUCCAACGAUUGCACGUCCUCCACGACAGAGGCAUCAAAAACGACGUGCCGGAACUGACCAAGCUCACCGGUCCCGAGGAAAUCCGAAAAAUCGAACCCCUCUGCACCGGCCUGGAGGCCCUCUGGUCCCCUCACACCGGCAUCGUCGACUGGAAGCUCGUCACCAACCACUACGCCGAGGACUUCAAACAAGACGGCGGCGAAAUUUACUUAAAUUUUGAGGUAAACGACUUCCGCGUGGAGGAGGAAUCCCCCGACAACGUCGACUACCCCAUAGAGGUGCGAUCCGCCGGAGGUGUGGCGUUCAGGUCGAAGUUCGUGCUCACCUGCGGGGGCUUGCACUCGGACCGCCUGGCCGAGCUGUCGGGGUGCUCCAAGUCGCCGAAGAUCGUGCCGUUCAGGGGCGAGUACCUGGUGCUGGCGCCGGAGAAGGCGCGCCAAAUCAAAGCGAACAUCUACCCGGUGCCGGAUCCGAGGUUUCCCUUCUUGGGCGUGCACUUCACGCCUCGCAUGGACGGCAGCGUGUGGAUCGGCCCCAACGCUGUCUUCGCGUUCAAAAAGGAGGGUUACAAAUGGAGCGAUUUCAAUUUGAGGGAGUUCGCGGAGAACGUCACCUAUCCGGGGUUCUUGAAGCUGGCCGUGAAGUACAUGAGGAAAGGGGGCGAGGAGAUGGUCAAAUCGUUCGCUUUGAAUUUGAUGCUCAAUGAUUUAAGGAAGUUCGUGCCUUCGUUGAGACGCGAGGAUAUUCUACCGGGGCAGAAGGCGGCUGGUGUUAGAGCGCAAGCGUUGGAUAUUGACGGGAAUUUGGUGGAUGAUUUCUACUUCGAUACUAAAUCGUAUGAAACAGGAGGUGUCGUGAAGAAUAGGGUGCUUCAUUGCAGGAAUGCUCCGAGUCCUGGUGCUACCAGUUCCCUUGCCAUUGCUAAGAUGAUAGCGGAUAAAUGCGAAAACGAAUUUCAAAUUCGCAAUGGCUGAACGUUUUGUGCGUUUUAAAUAAUCCUAAGUUAAUACUUUGUUUGGCCUUACUAAAGUAUAAUUGGAAUGUGAACAACAACGAAUAACAAUAAAGGGUAACUUUAAU
Messenger RNA from Phyllotreta striolata, 1570 nucleotides. NCBI's taxonomy places the organism in Eukaryota, Metazoa, Arthropoda, Insecta, Coleoptera, Chrysomelidae. The record is from the annotation of a GenBank genome assembly.